Lycium barbarum (goji berry) is the source of this 732-nucleotide messenger RNA. RefSeq lists its product as uncharacterized. Lineage: Eukaryota; Viridiplantae; Streptophyta; Magnoliopsida; Solanales; Solanaceae. The record is from RefSeq and is a predicted model, not a curated record. The coding region runs from base 187 to 606 and encodes 139 amino acids. The transcript is spliced from 3 exons.
GCCCCCUCCACGAUAAACCCUUUUUGGUAUAUUGUGGAAAGGGCAACCCCUUUUGGUUUUUUUUUUGGCAAAUUUAUGCCAUUUAGGCUCUUAAUAUUUGAGAAGAUGAAGGAUUUUUAGUUCGCUUUUCAACGACUUCCGGUGCCUCUCUCUUGGCUGCAACCAUAUUGCUUCUGUUUCACAAAUAUGGUAAAGCCCAAAGUGACAAUGACCCUUGUAUUCGAGCCUAAAAAGAUAGUUGUGUACGCUGAGGGAGGAGAAGAAUGUGCUGCUUUCUUUCAUUGCAUUCUUGAGACGCCAGUACGCAGUGUCAUUGAGAAGCUUCAGAAACUUGAUAUUACUGGCGUUCAAAAAGCACGCGGCAUCAAUGGAGAAUUGCUUAAGGAGAGUGGCACUUAUAUUAUCCGUAAUGACUUGUCUGUGAAGCCGCUGACCACUUCCAGGAUCCAGGCUGAGCGCAAAAAAUUCAAAAUCAAGGAUGGGGAGGUUCUGAAAGAAAAAGCUGUCACACUGGGAAUGGAUGAGGCGAGGAAGCUGCUGAAGACUUUUCUGGACUCCAAGGAGGGUGUCUUGACCAGUGUCUUCAAGGACAUCAUAAAUAGAUAAAUGCCUUUGUGCUCAUUUUGCUAUGCAGACUUGUGAAUGGGACUUUCCUAUCUUUUGCUCUAGUCUACUAAAUUAAUAAAUGUCUUUGUGCUCUUUUGCUAUGCAGACUUGUUUUGUUUGUCCACC